AUGGCCAGAACUCGAUCUAGAAGUUUUAUAACAGCAGAGAAACCUGCCUCAUAUGAUGACUUUCUUGAUAUGUCUGCUUUACCCAAUUUCAACUCGAAUUGGGUAUACUUUAAAGGUGCUUGGUUUUUCCAUAUAAUCAUCAUUAUGUCGAUUAAAAUUAUUUUUAGUAUAAUCCCAGGAGUUUCUCCGGAAGCUAGCUGGACGUUGACAAACUUGUCUUAUGAUAUAGCAAGUUUUGUCAUGUUCCAUUGGGUGAAAGGAGUUCCAUUCGAUUUCAAUUCUGGUGCCUAUGAUAGCCUAACACUAUGGGAGCAAAUUGAUCACGGUGUUCAAUUCACUCCGGCAAAGAAAUAUUUGACCGUCGUUCCGAUCGGGCUAUUUCUAUUGAGCACACAUUACACGCACUAUGAUAUUUUUACAUUUUUAAUCAAUUUCAUGGCUGCUUCUAUUGCAUUGAUCGCUAAAUUACCCCAAUUGCAUAAAGUCCGACUGUUUGGAAUAAAUCGACUUCGAACAUGA
This is a messenger RNA of Ambispora leptoticha, 519 nucleotides long. NCBI's taxonomy places the organism in Eukaryota, Fungi, Glomeromycota, Glomeromycetes, Archaeosporales, Ambisporaceae. The record is from the annotation of a GenBank genome assembly.